Messenger RNA from Propithecus coquereli (Coquerel's sifaka), 2402 nucleotides. It is a transcript of the gene CLN8, whose product is annotated as ceroid-lipofuscinosis, neuronal 8 (epilepsy, progressive with mental retardation). Gene Ontology annotation, cellular component: endoplasmic reticulum; membrane. The transcript has 2 exons. The record is from RefSeq and is a predicted model, not a curated record. The coding region runs from base 117 to 986 and encodes 289 amino acids. Gene Ontology annotation, biological process: lipid homeostasis. Lineage: Eukaryota; Metazoa; Chordata; Mammalia; Primates; Indriidae.
UGAAGACCGAUACAUGACGAUCCCUGAGGGAGCGGCGCUGACUCCGUUUUCUUGGACAGGACGCACUGCGGGGCCCGGAAGCCCUGUGUUGGCCCCGGGCCGCCUCUUGACGCGGGAUGAUGACCCCGGCGAGCGCCGGGGCCACGUCGGAGGGCGUCUUUGACCUGGACUACGCCUCCUGGCGCAUCCGCACGACGCUGGCCGUCGCCGGCUUUGCCUUCUACCUGGGCGUCUUCGUGGUCUGCCACCAGCUGUCGUCCUCCCUGAAUGCCACUUACCGUUCCCUGGUGUCCAGAGAGAAGGUCUUCUGGGACCUGGCGGCCACGCGUGCGGUCUUUGGCGUCCAGAGCACCGCCGCGGGCCUGUGGGCUCUGCUGGGGGACCCCGUGCUUCACGCGGACAAGGCGCAUGGCCAGCAGAACUGGUGCUGGUUUCACGUCACCACGGCCACCGGUUUCUUCUUCUUUGAAAACGCUGCGGUGCACCUGUCCAACCUGUCCUUCCGCACGUUCGACGUGUUUCUGGCCAUGCACCAUCUCUUCGCCUUCCUGGGCUUUCUCGGCUGUCUGGUCAACCUCAGGGCCGGCCACUACCUGGCCAUGACCACGCUGCUGCUGGAGAUGAGCACGCCCUUCACCUGCGCUUCCUGGAUGCUCCUGAAGGCCGGCUGGUCGGACUCUCUGCUUUGGAAGCUCAACCAGUGGCUGAUGAUCCACAUGUUCCACUGCCGCAUGGUCCUGACCUACCACAUGUGGUGGGUGUGUUUCUGGUACUGGGACGGCCUGGUCAGCAGCCUGUACCUGCCUCACUUUGCGCUCUUCCUCGUGGGGCUGGCUCUGCUCACGCUGAUCCUCAACCCGUACUGGACCCAUAAGAAGACCCAGCAGCUGCUCAAUCCCGUGGACUGGAACUUCGCACAGCCGGAAGCCAAGCGCAGUCGGCCGGAGAGGACCAACGGUCAGGUGCUGCAGAGGAAGAGGUCGUAGCCACACGAUGGCUCCCAGGCGCCGGUGGACAGGGGCACUCGGGCCCCGCCAGGUUCCCUGAAUGAUGGCUUUGGUGACGGAUGAGGUAGUGAGCGUUUUGUGUUUGGUUCUAAGUGAAGUACUAACUCUCAUUAGCAUUAAUUUUGAAGUAGCCACAAAGUGUUCUCAAGACCUUGAUUCUCCUGAUUCGCGGAUUUUUGCCGUAAUGAUUUCUCAACUGUUCUGGCAUCUUCCAGCCACGUCAGAUCAGGGUUAGCACCAGGGAGAGGCCACGGUGUCAGGCAUUGCAGGCUGUCCGGGGGACGGCUUUGUUUGAGUACUUGAAGUGGCUUUGUCUUGAAGGGCCACGUGGUGGGCGGAGUCGGCUCAGCAUGGACCUCCCAGUCACAUGCUCACGUCCUGCGUGUCUUACUCGGAGUCGCGUUCAUUUUAGUCGGAGAGAAUUGGCCUAAGAGAGAGGAUAACACGAUCUGUUGCCCUUGUUAGAAUCCCCUGUUGUAUGAAAUUUGAAAACCAGGUGUGCGGCGGCGCCAUCUGCUGGCAGAAGGGAUACAGGCACCGUCCCGGGAUCGUGACCCUCUUGGUGGGGCAGAGGUGCCGUGGGGUUUGCCUGCCCUGACAAGGUGUGAGGGGUGCAGGUGGAAUCUUGCAAGUUUUUUUAAUCACUGAACCUAUUUUAAAAUGAGAAUUUUUAAAUUCAUGUUGUGUUGCUCAAUUGACAAAAUAAGGUAGGUGUUUGGCAAUCAGAUUGUCUAGAUUUUAGAGCCAUUUUCAAUUGACGGAGUUGCCCAUAGGUGCUCAGACUAGACCCUAAUUCCUUGGUUGGUGUUUCUCUGUCGAUGUCAAACGAGGGAGUAGUGGGGUUUCCUUCGAGCUGUGGGGGGAACUGGACCCCUCAGAGAUGCUCGGCUGCAGGCUGGGGCCCUAGAAGGGCUCACAGCAGCCCUGCCCACCCACGGCCUGGGGAUGGGUCCCAGAGGACGUCGUUUUACUGUUUUGUGCCCAGGUGGAAUUCAUAUCCCAAUUUAGCAAUUUUAUUGACACACAGACACAAUUCUUUUUGCCAUGAAUGUGGAAUUCAAAGUCAAAGUUUAUUUUUUAUCAAAAGCACCAUUGGAGUGUUUGUGGAAAGCACAAGUUUGUUGCUCAUGGAAAUCGUGUGACACGCUCGUUACGUAUCCUGGAACUCUAGGAACAGUGUAUUUUGAUUAUCGGUGCUUUGACUUUAUUGAUGAUACUGAGGUCAAGGUAUGCAAUAACCUAUUUAUCUCAUUUUAAGAAAUGAUCUAAAUCUCACCGCACGCAGCAAACGGUGUCCCUACUAAGACUGAGGACUGGAAGCCGGGCCCUGGCGUCCGGCUCUCUGCCCCGUGCCUGUCCCACCGGUCGGCAGCAGGGUGUCCCCCAGCGGGCGGG